AAGAGGCUCCAGAGUGGGGUGUGGGGUGUUCUGGGGCAUGCCUAAACAUACAAAAUGGGGUGCGAGUGGGUGGAUGAGGGACUGGAAGGAACCAACAGUAAAGGAACAGAGAGAGGGUGGAGAGGGGGAUGGCAGAACUGAAAGGAGAGCAGGGAGCUAUAGAACAUGUUUUUUACAAAGUGUUUUUCAGAGUCCCCUUCAGUCCUGAGCACACUCUGAAAGAGAGAGGGGACAAGGAGGGUAAGCCUCUUUGAUCAGUGAAGAUUUGUAUGACUGUGACCAUGCGUGUGGUGACUGUCUUCCUCUUGUCCACCCUGCUUCCACUCUCUUGCUCCCAUGGACGAGACCCCUUUGCCUGGCUGUACGGCCCCCAGAGCCAAAGAUUUGGCUCCUUGCAGGCAGACACAACAGGAGGGUGUCCAGAUGAGUGUGAUUGCCCUCCCACCUUCCCAGUCGCCAUGUACUGUGAUGGGCGGGGCCUGACAGCCAUGCCAACCAUCCCUUCCCGUGUGAAAUACUUGUACCUCCAAAACAAUGCCAUUACAGCUAUGUCCGACUCAGCUCUAGUAAAUGCAACCAAUCUGGUGUGGCUGAUGAUGCACCACAACCAGCUGACAUCUGACGCCAUUGGCAAAAAGGCAUUUAUGCAGUUGCAGGGACUAGAGCGUUUAUAUCUGCAACACAACAAUUUGACCGACUUUCCAUCAAAUCUCCCUCGCACACUGCGUGACCUGAGAAUCAACCACAACCAGAUUAAAAAGGUAACAGCUGCAGACCUAGAGGGAAUGGAUAACCUCACUAUCUUGUAUCUCCAUGACAAUGCUGUCACAGACAUGGGCACAUCCCUGAAGGCACUCAAAUCCCUCACACUGCUAGACAUCAGCAGCAACAAGUUGACUAAGGUCCCAGAGGUACUACCCGAACAUCUGCACCAACUUUACCUGGAGUCCAACUCCAUUGAUUCUCUACCAGAGGGCUUCUUGAACCGGUUCACUCAGCUGCAGUAUGUCAGGAUGGCUCACAAUCAGCUGACAGACAAGGGUAUCCCUUCCAACACCUUUAAUGUGACCGGGCUGGUGGAGCUAGACCUCAGCUACAAUAAACUGGAGAGAAUCCCCCCAGUGAGCACCACACUUCAGCAUCUCUAUAUGCAAGCCAACCAGAUCAAAGAGUUCACUCUGGGUAGUUUCUGCAGCGUCAUGGAUGUGACCAACUUCUCUAAGCUCCAGACGCUGCGACUGGAUGGGAACGAGAUCAGUCGCCAUGACAUCCCAACAGAAUCAACCCUCUGCUUGCGCCUGGCUACCAGCAUUGAGGUCUAACUAUGCGUAUGACACAAUGUGUGGCACUCUGCUCACAAACACAAAGCAAUUUACAGCAUGUAUUCAAAGUGUGACAUAAUUUGUGUAACGUGCCAAAACUACAGCACAGCAUGGCGACAAUAUGAUUUAAUUUCGACAGCAGGUGGCAGCAGUCCUUACUGAUAUAUCCUGGUUUUAGUUGACUAAAUAAAGGUAAUAAGAUAGGAGCCCCAUAUGAUGUUUUUGUGUAUUGAAAAUAAUCUUAGGCUACCCUGACCCUCCUUAUAUGCUGUGAGGAUCAAUGAUCUUUAAAUUGGUAUUUUUAUCUGUCUUUAUCGAGCUUCCUACAAAGCAUGCCUUCCGUUGUUUUGUCUGAUAAGUUGAUGAUAAAAAAUUACUAUGUGUUAUGGAUAGGG
Messenger RNA from Etheostoma cragini (Arkansas darter), 1717 nucleotides. RefSeq names its product fibromodulin a (gene fmoda). NCBI's taxonomy places the organism in Eukaryota, Metazoa, Chordata, Actinopteri, Perciformes, Percidae. The record is from RefSeq and is a predicted model, not a curated record. The coding region runs from base 270 to 1322 and encodes 350 amino acids. Gene Ontology annotation, molecular function: protein binding. The transcript is spliced from 6 exons.